AUGAGCAAUACGUCUUCGCCCAUCGACAGGGUCCUGAAACCGCAACGGAGUAACCUAUCAAUAUCGCAUAUUCAGCAGCAAGCCGGGAUAUCGGCCGAUCGCUCGUUGACGCCUCCAAUACACCCCCACUCGCCGCCUGCACCGCGUAGCGCAACAGGCGCGUACUUUGCGCAGGGACCGACGCCGCCACCGAAAGGAGUGAUUGGAACGAGUGCGAGUUCGCGGGGAUUGCCGCGUGUGCCGAGCUCGAGGCGCGCGCCGAGUGAUGGCGGAGGCGAUGUGCUGAGGAGAGGAGGGAACCACGCGUCGAAUGCGUCUAUCGGGCAGAGUCACCGAGACGCGGGGAGCAGCACGGCCGGGUCGCCCAGCCAGAGCACCGCGACGCUCGUCUCCACGCCCGGCGCGCCACAUACAGGCUCGCCGCACGUGCCUGCGAAGAUACCCAAGGAGAAGGAUAGCGCGAGGGAGGGCAGGGAGAACCGGCCCGAGCCGAGGGAGAAGGAGAGGAUACGGCACACGCCGCAUCUGCCGCAUGCGAAGGACGCGCCAAGUGCACCGGCUGCGGCGAUGUAUUGGAGUCGUGCACCGGUGUGGGGGACGUUGCCGACGCAUGCUAUGAGGGCGCAUAGUGUGACGCUGGUCGAUAAUAUCGCGUGGUUGUUUGGCGGAUGCGACGAGAAGGGCUGUUGGAAGGAUGUGUGGUGUUUCAACACUGAAACGAUGCAGUGGACGCACCCAGAGUGUCAAGGCGCUUUACCACCACCAUGCCGUGCACAUACCGCAACGCUCGUCGACAACCGCCGGCUCGUUAUAUUUGGCGGCGGCGAAGGACCCGUCUACUACAACUCCGUCUACGUCCUCGAUCUACCCCAUCGUCGAUGGACCGCACCCCAACCCAUACCGAACGCGCCCAUCCCCCCACCGCGCCGCGCACACACCUCAGUGCACUACAAAGGCCGCAUAUGGGUAUUCGGCGGUGGAAACGGAAUGACGGCGCUGAACGACGUCUGGGCGUUGGAUCUGAACGCACAAGGGGAAGCCGUAUGGGAGGAGAUCAAGACGAGCAGGCGAAGGCCCAGCCCGAGAGGUUAUCAUACAGCGAACCUCAUCGGAAACGUCAUGGUCGUCGUAGGAGGGAGCGACGGAAGGGACUGUUUCUCGGACGUGUGGGCCCUUGACCUCGAUACGGCUACUUGGACACAGAUCAAGCCGGAUGCGCAACACCGCCGUUUAUCGCAUGCAUCUACGCAAGUCGGGAGCUACCUCUUCAUUACUGGCGGCCACGACGGGACUGAGUACCUCAGCGACCUACUGCUCUUCAACCUCGUGUCCCUCCAAUUCGAGUCUCGACCCAUAGCAGGCCGCCCACCCGCCGCGCGCGGGUAUCACGCCAGCAUCCUCGCCGACUCGCGUCUAUUCAUAUUCGGCGGGUUCAGCGGACACGACGUCUUUGACGACGUGCAUGUGUUAGAUCUGGCCGCCGCGGCGUAUCUCCCGCAGGUUACGAGCUUUAGGGUUGAGGUGUAA
This is a messenger RNA of Peniophora sp. CBMAI 1063, 1527 nucleotides long. Lineage: Eukaryota; Fungi; Basidiomycota; Agaricomycetes; Russulales; Peniophoraceae. The record is from the annotation of a GenBank genome assembly.